AUGGCUAGCCUUUGGCCUUGUACAUUGUGUAGGUACAAUGCUAUCUUUGUGUUAUACAGUCUUUGUGCUGGCUUAUAUCCUCUUCGUCGCUCCAAUUUUAUUUACAAGAUUUCGUCACUCUGUCUGUUGGAUAUUGUGCCAAUUUUUUUUGAACGUAGCUUUAAUUUCGGUAAUCCGACAGAUAUCAAGAAAUUCUCGUUUCAUGAUUCUUGCAUUUUUAUUUUACGGACAUUUUGUACUCUUCAGAAUCUUCUGCGGAAACUCAACUUUUUCACACAAAGGGUGGGGCAGAAAUGUCAAACAUCAUUCGUCUAUCGUCAUGACUACUGCUAUCUCGCGGGAUUUACCAAUUUCAUGCCACGUUUUGCCAUCAGAACAAUUUGCAAUCUGAUGGAUAGUGAAAUAGUCAAAAUCAAAAACAAAGAAGAAGCACAUACAGUUUAUGGGCUUGCUGGAGGAAAAUCGUUCUGGCUUGGCCUGAGGAAAGGGAAGAGAGAUUGGUACUGGGAUACUAGUACCUAUGGAACUCGAGCACAUUUUUUCUUCUGGCGUACAGGACAACCAGAUAUAACAGAUAACAAAAAUUGUGCUUACGCAGCUUACGCAGGAGAGUGGAUGUCUGCUGAUUGCGAUAGCUUCCGCUCGCCGAAAAUAUUUGUGUGCCAGAGCCCAUCAUACAAGAACUAG
This is a messenger RNA of Loa loa (African eye worm), 687 nucleotides long. RefSeq lists its product as hypothetical. The record is from RefSeq and is a predicted model, not a curated record. The transcript has 6 exons. Lineage: Eukaryota; Metazoa; Nematoda; Chromadorea; Rhabditida; Onchocercidae. The coding region runs from base 1 to 687 and encodes 228 amino acids.